AUGACAACAACUGGAUACCAAAAUGUCAAAUCCAAAAAGCAGAAAUUAUAUGUCAUAUCCAACACCACAGCGGCAAAGAAAGUUCCAACAAGAGCUGUUCCAGCAAUCACAGCUUUGCUUGUAGAGAAAGCAGCACUGGGUGGCGGUGGUGCUUCAGAAGACGGUGACUCGGAUGGGGAUGUGCCUGGUGCGCCGGGAGCAGGUGGAGAAGAGGUUGAUGGAGUUGGAGCUGAGCUUGGAGAUUUGGGUGAAGGAGAUGGAGCUUUCGGUGAAGGAGAUGGAGCUGGGGUAGCUGAAGGAGUUGGAGCUGGUGGAGUUGAGGUUGGAGCCGGAGAUGGAGUUGGAGAUGCUUUUGGUGAUGGGGUUGGAGCCGGUGGUGUGGCGGUGGGUGGUGUGGCGGUUGGUGGAGUUGCUGUGGGUGGUGAAGCUUUUGGUGCAGCCCCGGGCGCUUGAGCUAUGCAUAAAGCGACCAAAAGACACAAGAUCAUCAUGAACACUUGGAACUUAGCAGAACCCAUCUCCAUUUUUCUUUGCUGAUUCGAAAGAGAAAGUGAGAAAAGUUUUGUGCUUUGAGGGAGAGAGAGUUUGAGAGAUGUGUG
This is a messenger RNA of Quercus robur (English oak), 599 nucleotides long. Its product is annotated as glycine-rich cell wall structural protein 1.8. The transcript has 2 exons. The coding region runs from base 1 to 453 and encodes 150 amino acids. Lineage: Eukaryota; Viridiplantae; Streptophyta; Magnoliopsida; Fagales; Fagaceae. The record is from RefSeq and is a predicted model, not a curated record.